Molecule: messenger RNA, 447 nt
Organism: Sungouiella intermedia
Lineage: Eukaryota; Fungi; Ascomycota; Pichiomycetes; Serinales; Metschnikowiaceae
Source: the annotation of a GenBank genome assembly
AUGUCUGGGAUCUUGUUUGAAGAUAUGUUCAAUGUCGACAGCGUCGACAACGCUAGAUAUAAUAAGGUCCUGCGUAUAGAGGGCCAGUCGUCGACCUCCCAAGACAUCAAGAUCACCUUGGACAUCAACUCGGAGUUGUUUCCAGUCAAGGAAAACGACUCGUUGACCAUUACCUUGGCUGCCACUUUGGGUAAUGAGAGCUCUAUGUUGACAUCCAACGGCUCCUGGAGACCUCCUAAGAAGGGCGAAAGAUCGUUGGCUGACGACUACGAUUACGUCAUGUAUGGUACUAUCUAUAAGUUCGAGGAAAGCUCUGACAAUGACAAGAUGGCGGUGUAUAUUUCAUUUGGAGGUUUGUUGAUGCGUUUGGAGGGUGGCUACCGUUCUUUGUCUAACUUGAAGCAGGAGAACGCCUACAUUUUGAUCCGUCACUACAAGGACAAUUAG